CGCGCGGGGCUCCCCCAUGGCGGUGACGCGCGUUGCCAUGGCGACGGCCGGGCGGCGUUGGGGGGGUGGCGGGAUGACAACAAAUAUGGCGGAGAGGAGCAGGACGGCAGAGACGGGCAGUGCCAUCAGAAGUGAUGAUAUCAUAGCAGGGAACGUGAGCAAGUACAUUGUUCUCCCAGCUGCUUACUGUGGACAGCCUAAAAAAGGACAUCUUAUAUUUGACGCCUGUUUUGAAAGUGGGAACCUUGGCCGGGUUGACCAAGUCACAGAGUUUGAGUAUGACCUCUUCAUUAGGCCAGACACCUGCAACCCACGCUUCCGAGUCUGGUUCAACUUCACCGUGGAAAACGUGAAGGAAUCACAGAGAGUAAUUUUCAAUGUUGUCAACUUCAGCAAAACAAAAAGCCUCUACAGAGAUGGGAUGGCUCCAAUGGUGAAAUCCACAAGCCGACCCAAAUGGCAAAGAAUCCCCUCCAAAAACGUGUACUACUACCGCUGCCCAGACCACAGGAGGAACUAUGUCAUGUCCUUUGCUUUCUGCUUCGACCGGGAGGACGACACUUACCAGUUUGCCUACUGCUACCCCUACACCUACACUCGCCUUCAGCACUACCUGGACAACCUCCAGAGGAGGAACAUGGACUACUUCUGCAGGGAACUGCUGGGGCUCAGCGUGCAGAAACGGCGGCUUGACCUCCUGACAAUAACCAGCCCUGAGGACAAAACUGACCUUGAGAACAGUGUGAUGCAGAAGAAAAUUAAAAUCCCCAAACUCUCUCUCAAUCACAUAGAAGAAGCUGGGGAGGUUACAGAUUAUGGGGAAGAAGAUGUGGAGCUUAGACACAGUAAGAGACAAGAUGGGAGGAAACAAAGUGAAGGUACACACAAAAGCAUUGAAGCAGUUGUUGCUCGCCUUGAAAAACAGAACGGGAUGAGUCUCAGUAAUACUUCCAGCCCUGAGGAGGCUUUUAUGGAGGCUACAGAGGGCAUGAACAAUAUGGACGAUGCUGUAGUUCCUCGGAUUCUCUAUGAGGAAUUGCUGAGGAGUUACCAGCAGCAACAGGAGGAAAUGAGACACAUUCAACAGGAGCUGGAGAGAACGCGGAGACAGCUCGUGCAACAGGCAAAGAAGCUAAAGGAGUAUGGGGCACUCGUGUCAGAAAUGAAAGAGCUCAGAGACUUGAACAGGAGGCUCCAGGAUGUACUGCUGCUAAGACUAGGUAGUGGACCUGCCAUUGAGGUUGAAAAAGUAAAACCUGAAUCAAUUGAGCCUGAACCUGAGGUACAGAAGACCUUCAGUGAGGAAGCAAAUACAUCAACGUACUUCCCUGCCCCUGUUCCAGUAAUGGACAAGUAUAUUCUCGAGAAUGGAAAGGUCCAUCUUGGCAGUGGAAUUUGGGUAGAUGAGGAGAAAUGGCACCAGCUGCAAGUAACACAAGGAGAUUCAAAGUAUACAAAAAAUCUAGCGGUUAUGAUUUGGGGAACAGAUGUUCUCAAGAACAGAAGUGUCACAGGAGUUGCAAAAAAAAAGAAAGAUGCCGUUCCCAAGCCACCUCUCUCACCUCACAAAUUAAGCAUUGUCAGAGAAUGUUUGUAUGAUAGAAUAGCACAAGAAACUGUGGAUGAAACUGAAAUUGCACAGAGACUCUCCAAAGUCAACAAGUACAUCUGUGAAAAAAUCAUGGAUAUCAAUAAAUCAUGUAAAAAUGAAGAAAGGAGGGAAAUUGCAAAGUACAAUUUGCAAUAAAUUUUGGAUUUUUAAUAAAGUCUUAGUGUUUUACUUAA
This is a messenger RNA of Catharus ustulatus (Swainson's thrush), 1785 nucleotides long. Its product is annotated as BEN domain-containing protein 5-like. The record is from RefSeq and is a predicted model, not a curated record. Gene Ontology annotation, biological process: negative regulation of DNA-templated transcription. Gene Ontology annotation, molecular function: DNA binding. NCBI's taxonomy places the organism in Eukaryota, Metazoa, Chordata, Aves, Passeriformes, Turdidae.